Messenger RNA from Nyctereutes procyonoides (raccoon dog), 951 nucleotides. RefSeq names its product GTPase, IMAP family member 1 (gene GIMAP1). The record is from RefSeq and is a predicted model, not a curated record. Gene Ontology annotation, cellular component: endoplasmic reticulum. Lineage: Eukaryota; Metazoa; Chordata; Mammalia; Carnivora; Canidae. The coding region runs from base 64 to 951 and encodes 295 amino acids. The transcript is spliced from 3 exons. Gene Ontology annotation, molecular function: GTP binding.
CUAGGUCAGGGGCCUCUCCAGCCAACAUCAAAGCCUGUCACCAUCGCUGCUGGAAAGGCAAGCAUGGGAGGGCGGAAGAUGGCAAGAGAUGAAGAAAAUGCCUAUGGUCGCGAAGACGGGGACGACGUGUCCCCCGCACGCGAGCCCCGGCUCGGGCUAAUCCUGGUCGGCAGGACCGGCGCGGGCAAGAGCGCCACGGGCAACAGCAUCCUGGGCCACAGGCGCUUCCCGUCCAGGCUCGCCGCCGCCCCGGUGACCAGGACGUGCGCCCUGGGGAGCCGCCGCUGGGCCGGCUGGCGCGUGGAGGUCACCGACACCCCGGACCUCUUCAGCGCCGAGGGCCGCCGAGCCGACCCGGGCUGCGCCGAGCGGGGCCGCUGCUACCUGCUGUCGGCGCCCGGGCCGCACGCGCUGCUGCUGGUCACCCAGCUGGGCCGCUUCACCGCCCAGGACGAGCAGGCCGUGCGCGGCGUCCGCGAGCUGUUCGGGCCCGGCGUGCUGGCGCGGGCCGUGGUCGUCUUCACCCGCCGCGAGGACCUGGCGGGGGCCUCGCCCCACGACUACGUGCGCGCCACCGACAACCGCGCGCUGCGGGCCCUGGUGGCCGAGUGCGGCGGCCGCGUGUGCGCGCUGGACAACCGGGCGGAGGGCGCCGAGCGCGAGGCGCAGGCGGGGGAGCUGCUGGCGCUGGCGGCGCGGCUGGCGCGGGAGCACGCGGACGCGCCCUUCACCAACGACGUGUACCGCCUGGCGGCGGAGCUGCGCGGCGCGGCCCCGGACGGCGGGCUCCGGCGGGUGUGCGAGCGGCUGGCGGCGGGCGGCCCGGGGCGGGGGCGGGCGCGGGGGCGGCGGUGGCGGCGCGUGCUCGUGCUGCUGGGGGGCGCGCUGCUGCUCGGCCUGCUGCUCUGCCGCCUGCGGUCCUCGGCCUGGCAGGAGAUCAGUCCGGACUGA